AUGUUCGAGGGAGUAUUUUCGCGCCUUCAGGAAGAUGUUACCCGCGUAAUAAUUGAUGAAGCUGGUAUGGUUCCAGAGAGUCAGUUAUUAGCACUAUGUGCAAGACUACCGAACUUAAAGCAGGUAUUCAUUAUGAAGCAACUCCCACCGUACAGGGCGCUUGUACGGCUAUUCGAUGAACAUCUUCCUCAUGCACCCGUGGUAAUAUUGUGCUUCUAUAGCGGCACAAAGCGCGUUCUGGAACUGGCCCUAAAGGACAGGAAAUGUACGGUGCACACAAUCGAUCAGUUCCAAGGCCAAGCGGCACAAAUUGUAAUACCGGUAACAACAAGGGACUUUUCCGGUGACGAGCCAAACCGCAACCUCGACUUCUUUUUGGAUCCGGCUCGCAUCACAGUGGCGCUCUCUAGAGCAAAAGAUGGGCUGGUGGCGGUGGGCAAUUUUGACCUUCUUAUAAGUAGUAAUGAAUGGUACCGUUUUGUUAAAGCAGCUACCCAGUAA
This is a messenger RNA of Gongylonema pulchrum, 501 nucleotides long. The record is from the annotation of a GenBank genome assembly. NCBI's taxonomy places the organism in Eukaryota, Metazoa, Nematoda, Chromadorea, Rhabditida, Gongylonematidae.